AUGGGGGACAUACUGGACUCGUUCUUCACCGGUUUCUUCCAUUCUAUUGGGAAAUUCUUUGGUUCUCCGCUUGACUUUCUAUCUGGAAAAUCUUGCAGUUCGGUUUGUCCAUCGCCCUGGGAUUUCAUAUGCUACGUCGAGCAUUUCUGUGUGGCUAAUCUUGCGAAAAUCGCGUUACUCCUAAUCUUAUCCUACUUCUUUCUAUUCUUAAUCUACAUGUUAUACAAAAUUGGCUUUUGGCAUUGUAUCAUAUGCGGUUUCUUCAGACUUUUGUGGGCUUUGAUCUCUUGUUGGUUCUACAUUCUUAGCUAUUGCUGCACUUUCUUCUGCUACAAUCUGCUACACUCUAAACGCAGAAGAAGACGCAGAUAUACAGAAAAUGAUUAUGAUGAUGAUAUUGAUGAUGAUGAUUAUGAUGACGAUGAUAUUGAUGAUGAUGAUGGAUCGUUCAGAUACCAAAGAUCGAGACGAGAAUGCAGAAAAGAAGAACGUCUUAGAAAGUCUCUGAGGCCAAGAAGCCAUCGUGUUAGAGUCGGUGUGAGGAAACACCAUCGUUCUGAUUCGGGUUUGAGCCAACAUGCUGGUGGUGUUGGUCCGAUUCAUGGUAUUAGAGUGAGCAGAGAGUCUAAAUUUGUCCGUAAAGGUUCAAAACGCAUAGCUCGAGUACAUCAUAGUCCUCGCAGAGCAUGA
Messenger RNA from Eutrema salsugineum, 690 nucleotides. RefSeq lists its product as uncharacterized. NCBI's taxonomy places the organism in Eukaryota, Viridiplantae, Streptophyta, Magnoliopsida, Brassicales, Brassicaceae. The coding region runs from base 1 to 690 and encodes 229 amino acids. The transcript is spliced from 2 exons. The record is from RefSeq and is a predicted model, not a curated record.